ACCUUUAUAAUUCGCCAAAGCCACCAGAUUUGCCAAAAAAUAUUCAAGAACAAAAAGAUUUUUUUAUGAGAACAUAUGAUAAGAAUUUUACUGAUUAUAUGGUUGAACAUCCAGAUAUAUUUGAUAAAUAUGCAGAAAUUGAAGUUACAGCUAAUUAUCCAUUUGAAAUUUUCAGACGACAAUGGGAAGCAGUAAAAGAAACAAAUAUUUUACCAAUAUCAAAAACAAUCAAGGUCCCAACCUUACUAAUUCAUGGUGAAGAUGAUAAUGUUAUUCCAAUUAAAGAAAGUGAACUUCUUGCUUGUGAAAUUCCUAACAACAAAUUUAUUUUGAUUCCCCAAGCUGGACAUAC
Messenger RNA from Racocetra persica, 352 nucleotides. Lineage: Eukaryota; Fungi; Glomeromycota; Glomeromycetes; Diversisporales; Gigasporaceae. The record is from the annotation of a GenBank genome assembly.